Messenger RNA from Xiphophorus maculatus (southern platyfish), 2138 nucleotides. RefSeq names its product ADP-ribosylation factor 6. NCBI's taxonomy places the organism in Eukaryota, Metazoa, Chordata, Actinopteri, Cyprinodontiformes, Poeciliidae. Gene Ontology annotation, cellular component: cytoplasm. Gene Ontology annotation, molecular function: GTPase activity; GTP binding. The coding region runs from base 719 to 1246 and encodes 175 amino acids. The record is from RefSeq and is a predicted model, not a curated record. The transcript is spliced from 2 exons. Gene Ontology annotation, biological process: intracellular protein transport; vesicle-mediated transport.
CCCUGAUGCAGUUCCACACCUUUCCGUUAUAGCAGCGGUAGUGCGGAUAGCUCCGGUUAAAGGAGGAAGGCAAGAGCUGAGUCAAUUUAUCGACUCUGAAGGACAAAAACAGCGUGACCAGAGUUUCUCUUACGGGGUAUUUCUGGCCACGGACAAGCAGGGAUAUAUUUUACGAAGUUAUUCCCUAGUAGCGCGGUAAAGUGUCCCGACGUAAAGCUGGUGUUUCUCUCCCCCCGACAGCAGUGGAGAGAACAAGGGCGCACCCGGUGAGGAGGACCGCCACAUCCUAACACCAGAGGAAAUUCUCUUCAAGUAUCGCGGCUUUUGUUGGAGGUCCUUUUUACCCACACAGUGAAUCUUCUCUGCAGUUUCCAGUCAUCGCGGCCUGUACCUUUAUCUUCAUUUUUACUGAACAAUGAACGACCUGCAACAGCUGCUGCCAAGUUCUUAGUCUGAUCGUGUCAUGUUGCGUGUAGGCCAAGAAGACAUUAUCUGAGCAUAAAUGCCCCUGCACCUAACAAGAUCCAGACAGACUUUAAGGUGAAAAGUCAAGCAUGUGUGUAUAUUUCUGACUUUUGUUCCCAAGUAAACAAAAUAUCCAUUCACUUCAUGGUUUCACCAGUAAGUCUAUAUUAAACUGAGCUGCAUUCCAAGUGACCAUCAAAACAUUAUCACAUUUUCUCCUUGGGAACAAAGUAUUUAUGCUCAAGAGUUCAAAAUGGGGAAAAUGCUGUCAAAAAUCUUCGGCAACAAGGAGAUGAGAAUACUAAUGCUCGGACUUGAUGCUGCUGGAAAAACAACAAUCCUUUACAAACUGAAACUGGGACAGUCUGUGACCACAAUCCCCACAGUUGGCUUCAACGUGGAAACUGUCACUUACAAAAAUGUCAAGUUCAACGUCUGGGAUGUAGGAGGCCAGGACAAGAUCCGUCCCCUGUGGCGACACUACUACACUGGGACCCAGGGCUUAAUUUUUGUGGUGGAUUGCGCAGACAGGGAUCGCAUUGACGAAGCGCGACAGGAACUUCAUCGCAUCAUCAAUGACCGCGAGAUGAGAGAUGCCAUGAUCUUGAUAUUUGCCAAUAAGCAAGACCUUCCGGAUGCCAUGAAGCCACAUGAAAUACAAGAGAAGCUCGGAUUGACCCGAAUCAGAGAUAGGAAUUGGUAUGUUCAGCCCUCCUGUGCGACCACAGGUGAUGGACUGUAUGAGGGUCUGACAUGGUUAACUUCAAAUUACAAGUCUUAAUGAUUGAGUGCUGACUGUUUUAGGUCAAAACUACAAUGUUGCAAGUAACAAUUUACUCUUCAAAAUGAGAAUGCUUAAGAAAAGUUGAUUAUCUCAAUUUAUUUUUAUUACGUUUAUCUUUUGACUAAUUUAUCUUUAACUGGGUUUGCCGGCUUAAAGUUUGCUUACUUUCUGUAGCAGGCAUAUAUCACAUUCUUUUUUGCUUGGGCUUUUUGAGAUAAAAAAAAAUGGGGUUAACUGGUUUCUAAGGUUAAAACCACAGAGAUCACCACCUUUGCCUGUUCUUUUGUUUCUAUUUUAUAUCUUUUAUUUCUCUUGAGUUCAUUCUUGGACUUGAGAUGUUUCACAGUCCUUUUGACUCUGUUGGGAUAAACUUUGACAUUGAGCUCUUUAUUUGUCAUGUAGCCUACUUGAAGGACGCAGUACUGUGAUUUAUAGUUUUCCUUCUCUGGUAUUGAAAAGAACUGGGGUAAACGCAAGAAAAAGAAAACAUUGCCCAUGUUUACAUGUCGCAACACAUUUUCUUACCCCAAAUACAAUUACGUGGGCUUUUCUAGUUAACUGAUUGACCUAUGUCAUGUCUCUAUAAUGUGCAGAGUAUUAAACAGGCCAUCGGUAACCUCAGCUCUGACCUCUCAAUCUGAUACCACAGCUGAAAAGUCUCAGUAUUGGGACAUUAUAUGAUUGCUUAUAUCUGUAGCAUGAGUACAUAAGUACAUUAACCCAACAUCAGAGUCCAUUCGUUGGCGCAGUCAGAACAGAAAGCUGUUAAGAAGUGAGAUGUUGAACAACAGCCUGUGGUGCAGGUCCUAUUCCUUAUUUGACUGGGGGAACUAUGUACAGAACAAUGUCAUUGUAAUGUCUUAUUAAAAAAGUGAUUUUAAAUCUUUUA